AUGAACUCCAAUAAUCUCCAGCAAAAACGACUGAACCGUCACUCGACACCUCCACCAAGCUCCCAUCAUAGCUCCCCUAAUGGCAUUUAUCCAGAAGGGUCGGAUUAUUUGAAUAACAACAAUUCUUAUCCAUUCCACCAGACGAACACUUUUGUUGCCAGGACCCCCAACGAACUUCCUCCGUUCUUAAAGUCUCAGAUAACUAACCAGCCCAAGGUCAGAAGCUCUAAUAGCAUCAAACGGGAUCUCGCUGGUGUGGUAGGUCCCCCUCCAAGUGUGGUUGGUCCUCCACAGAUUAGGCCUGGUUCCAAUAAUAACAGCAACGAAGGAGUCAAUGAUUCCAAUAUAAAUCAGUUGAGCCUUGGAACUCCUUUCCAGUUGAAACAGAAAAAGAGUCUUAGGAGGAAAAGGAAACAAUGUAAGAAGUGUGGAUUGGAUAUUACUGGUCAAUUUGUGAGGGCCUUAAAUUCUUCAUUUCAUGUUGAUUGCUUCUGUUGCAAUGAAUGUGGAAAGUUAUGUUCCUCCAAGUUUUUCCCUUACGAGAUGACCGAUAAAAGUACAGGCUUAAAGUACCAAGUUGCGUUGUGUGAAUACGACUAUUUCAAAAAACUCGACUUAAUUUGCUUGAACUGUGAUUCUGCUUUAAGAGGACCUUAUAUCACUGCUUUGGGGAACAAAUACCAUUUGGAGCAUUUCAAAUGUAACGUUUGUCAGAAAGUGUUUGAGAGUGAUGAAAGCUAUUACGAACAUGGUUCUAAUAUCUAUUGUCACUACCAUUAUUCGAAGACAUUUGCCAACCACUGUGAAGGCUGUAACUCCUCGAUUGUCAAGCAGUUUGUAGAGUUAUUUCGUGGUGGAAGAACCCAGCAAUGGCACCCAGAGUGUUAUAUGGUGAACAAGUUCUGGAAUGUGGUGAUCAAACAGGACUGUGUAGGGUUUAACCCUACACCCUCCGACGCAGUUGGUGAUAAGUCUUUAGAUGAGAAGGACUUGACUAUGGCUGAGCAAUUGAUUGAGAACCUAGUUAUCAAAUGCUGGGUUACGUUAUCUAAUUUUGAGGAAAUGACUGCCUCCUCAAUCUCAGAUAUGUUACUCAACGCUUGUAUUGGCAAUCAGUUCAAUGGGUUGAUUUCAACCGGAAGCUUAAUUGUAUUUAUUGAAAUCUUAUUCCAUUCCAUUGAUGAUUUGAUAGUCUUGAACCAACGCAGUGAUCCUAUUGAUAUUGACUUGAAGAAAGAGCCAAGAAAUUUGUCUGGUAAGAUAAUGAGUUAUUUGGCAAUCUUGAGAAAGUCGAAUCUUGUCAACUUACAAGGCUCAGGUUCUUUAUCUUCUGAAUUAUUGUCUGUUAUAACGGGAUGUGCUCAUUAUUUGAAGUUAUUGAUCAGAAUCGGCUUACAGACCUCACUUAAAUUGAAUCAGGCCAGAUCUGACUCUGUUGCAAUUGACCAAUUCUUAUUGACUAUAAAGGGAUAUGAAAAGUAUCGGAUCACAAACGAAGAAACACAAUCCUCACCUCCAAGACUCACUGAGACAUAUGUUAAACUCAUUCAGAGUCAAUUGUCAAUUCCUAAUAACUCAACAGAUUUAUGUUUUCAUUGUAAGACAUCUAUUGAAAAGGCUUGUAUCAGGUAUAAAGAUAUUAGAUGGCAUAAUAAGUGUUUCAAGUGUUCGAAUUGUCUGAAAUCUUUGGAUGAUAUCAAUCAGGUCAACCUUCAUCCAAGCUCCAACGAAUUAUCUUGCUUGGAUUGUGCAGGUGCUGAUGUGACGAACGGAUUUGUAUCUGUUUCAGAUUUAAGUCAAUUGAUUUACUUGUUGAAAAUUGCCUUCUUACGAUCCAAGCAAGUAAUGGCCUUGGACUACAAAAACAAAAAGGUUAUUACUAAAUCAAAAGAAGCUAGUAACGACAUUAAGUCAAACUACUCCGACACAUUGAAUGAUAUCACCAGAAUGAGAACCAAAAGACAAAGCCACAACUUGUCGAACUCCAUCAAAAAGAAUGCCCGAAAGUCGGUUAUAAUUGAUGCUCCAGAAGCUGAAAAUGCUGAGGCAACAGAGGAUACAACGUACUUAGGUACCACCUUGGAAGGUCAAGGUGUAAAUCGCAAUGAUAGCACCCACUCUUCGAAGAACUCCUUUAUAUUAUCACAAGACGAUGACGAGCUCUUUGUCCAAAAACGAGGUGAAGAACCUAUCCCUAACAACAAGAAAAUGGUUAUCAGAGAUGAGCCUGCAAGGACAAUUUCAAGCAACCACUUGAAUCGUACCUCUGAUUUGUUAAGAAACGAGAAAUCUUUAACUUUAGAUGAUAUCCCAAGAAUCGUUGCUGCUGAACAAGCUAGAGAUCAGAGACCUAAUGCUUUCAAACACCACAAUAGUCUUUAUCAACGUCAACUGCGGAUGGAAAAGAUCAGGCCAGUUGGUAAUAUAACCACCUCGAUGUCUGAGCAGUAUCAUGAAAAUAACAGGAAUGUUUCAAGUGCUACCAACAAAACCGAAAGUGGUAAUACUGAAAUCAGACAAAGAUAUUAUUCUGAGUUGGAUAAGUCCGAGCAUUUCAUUGUUAGACACAUUGCUAUUGAAGCAUUGAGUCAAUUAACAAACAACAAAUACAACAAGAUUGAACUUUUAUCUUUGAUUCAAACCAAGAAAUCAACCAAUUUCUGGGACAAAUUUAAGUUUCAUAGCUCAAACAGUUCAGAUAAAGUUCAUGGUGUAUUUGGAGUUGAUUUGCAGGACUUGACUAAAAAAUACGGUAUUGAUUCUGAUUUGGGUGUCGGUCCUUCCAAAUUGCGGAUUCCAAUCGUAAUUGACGAUAUCAUCAGCUCGUUGAAAACAAAGGAUGUUUCUGUUGAAGGUAUUUUCCGGUUGAACGGUAACAUCAAGAAAUUGAAAGACUUGACUAACCAAAUCAACGAAAGUCCCUUGAAGUCACCCGAUUUCACCAAUCAAACUGCGGUGCAGUUGGCAGCCUUAAUGAAGAAAUGGCUCAGAGAGUUGCCUAAUCCCUUAUUGACGUUCAAUCUAUAUGACUUGUGGAUAGAGACACAGAAACAACCUGACCCCAAGCUUAAAAAGAGAUUGGUCAAGCUUAUCUACUGUAUGCUCCCCAGAAGUCACAGAAACUUGGUGGAAGUAUUAUUGUAUUUCUUCAACUGGGUUUCUUCGUUUGCUGAAUUGGACGAUGAAAGUGGGUCCAAAAUGGAUAUUCACAACUUGGCCACCGUUAUAUCUCCCAACAUCUUAUACUCCAAGAACGGAAGUGAACAAGCCAGCGACUCGUACUUUUUGGCGAUCGAGGUGGUCAACCAAUUGAUUGAAAUGCACGAAGAGCUUAGUUACUUACCCAGUGACUUGUUGGAAUUUUCAGAAAUUUGUAAAUUCUCCAAAACCGAAAUCCAAUCGACCAAGGAAAUCAUGAACAAAAUCGAAAAAGUAAGUAAGGAACACCCCAACUAUUUCAUCAGUUUCGAUAUCAAAGAUGAACUUAAUGAUCCUUUAAGCUCGGAAGUGAGAUCUAACACCAUUACAAGAGGCUUGUCCAAAGUUGCAGGAGAACAUCAUGGAGAAACAGGAAGUGUGUAG
Messenger RNA from Yamadazyma tenuis ATCC 10573, 3582 nucleotides. RefSeq names its product Lrg1p (gene LRG1). The record is from RefSeq and is a predicted model, not a curated record. Gene Ontology annotation, molecular function: GTPase activator activity. Gene Ontology annotation, biological process: regulation of small GTPase mediated signal transduction; signal transduction. Gene Ontology annotation, cellular component: cytoplasm. Lineage: Eukaryota; Fungi; Ascomycota; Pichiomycetes; Serinales; Debaryomycetaceae.